UCUCUCACACGACAAUAAACCUAGCGAGCGGGAAGUCUACCAAGGACAGGAAAUCGGAGAAUCAAACUCCAUGGGAGCGGGAAUGAAGCGUGCGAGCGACGAUGAGGUAUUGUCGAUGGCGCUGGCACUGACCACCGACUCAUCAACGUCGUCGGACUCAGCCGGUGCCCUGGCCAAGAAGGCACGGCGCCGUACGAGGGGCGCCGUGGCGGCGACGUCGGGGGAGGGGGAGUUUGUGUGCAAGACGUGUGGUCGCGCAUUCGCGUCGUUCCAGGCGCUCGGCGGGCACCGGACCAGCCACCUCAGGGGCCGCCACGAGCUGGAGCUCGGCGGCGGCGUCGCCAGGGCCAUCAGGGAGCGGAGGAGGCGGGAGAACAAGCAGCACGAGUGCAGCAUCUGCGGCAUGGGGUUCGAGAUGGGCCAGGCGCUCGGGGGACACAUGAGGCGUCACCGCGAGGAGAUUGCGCUGCGCGGCAACGACGACGACCAUCAGUGGGUGUGGCGCGGCGUGUCGCUACUGCCGGAUCAAGAGGUGGCUAGGCACCGGGACGCCGACGACCAGCCGCCCAUCUUGCUCGAGCUGUUCUUCUAGCUAGUCAGAGUCAGCCAGGUAGCUGUAAAGAAGAAAAGAAGGAGAUACACUUCGUUUCUUGACGCAUACG
Messenger RNA from Hordeum vulgare subsp. vulgare (domesticated barley), 662 nucleotides. RefSeq names its product zinc finger protein ZAT8-like. The record is from RefSeq and is a predicted model, not a curated record. The transcript has a single exon. Bases 71 to 592 code for a protein of 173 amino acids. Lineage: Eukaryota; Viridiplantae; Streptophyta; Magnoliopsida; Poales; Poaceae.